Melopsittacus undulatus (budgerigar) is the source of this 4864-nucleotide messenger RNA. RefSeq names its product transforming acidic coiled-coil containing protein 1 (gene TACC1). Gene Ontology annotation, biological process: mitotic spindle organization; cell population proliferation; cerebral cortex development. Gene Ontology annotation, cellular component: cytoplasm. The record is from RefSeq and is a predicted model, not a curated record. The transcript has 13 exons. Lineage: Eukaryota; Metazoa; Chordata; Aves; Psittaciformes; Psittaculidae. Bases 35 to 2173 code for a protein of 712 amino acids.
GGGAGCGGAGCGGAGCGGGGCUCGGAGCGGGCCGAUGGCGUUCAGCGCCUGGCAGAUCCUCUCCCCGGUGCAGUGGGCCCGGUGGACCUGGUCCGCGGUGCGGGGCGGGGGCAGCCCCGACGGGGAGGAGGAGGAGGAAGAGGAGGAAGAGGACCCGGCCCUCGGCUUCAGCUCGGACUCCAAAGAUAGUUUUGAGACCCCUGAAGCAGGAACACCGACCAGCGCGCUGCUAAAGGAGCCGCCGCUGGAGCCCGAGGCUGGGACCGGAGAGCCAAGUGGCCAUGGUGACCUGCUGGUAGGGGAAGCCCAUGGGGACAACUCACCAGGGAAGCAUCCCAAAGAUGAGGCUCAAGCGGAGAUCGCAGCUCCUAAAGCCAGUUUGGAUGCAAAAGGGGAAAACGACCCCGAAGAUGCAUCCCUGAGGCAGCCUCAGGCUCACAUCCAGCCCCAAGGAGCACCGGGCAGUGGGACCGACCAGGAACGGGUCAUGCUGGGAGAGGAUGCGGUGGAUGCCAGCAUGGGGAUGGCAGAGCCGAAGGGGGAUGCUCUGGUCCAGGAUGGGAAAGGGAUAACAGAAGGAUCCAUAGAGGAGACCCUGGAGCUGUAUGAUGGGAGUGUGAACCCCACUGUAGCAUCAGCCCCACACUGCCCCCCCCAACCCAGCAACAGCACUGGGGAGCAGGGGGGGGACCCGGAGCACAAAGAGCAUCCCCCAAAGCCUGAGGAAGGAGGAGAGAGCCCAGAGACCAGGAGAGCAGCGCCCAGGAGGGGCAGCAGGAUCCCGGCCAGCAAAGUGACCCCAAAGAGGCACCGAGAGCCCCCCAGGAAACCAGUUGAGGAUGCAGAGAGGGGCCCCAUGGAUCUGCCCCCUCCCGGCUCCCCCCGGCUGGGUCCUGCACCCCGGAUAGGCCCCUUGGGUGGCAGCUCAGCACUGCAGGACUUGCCGGCUCUUCCCAAAGGAUCCUACCAGUUUGAUCCCAAUCACUUGGAGGCAAUGGAUCCGUUUAAGCCCACCAAGACCCUCAGCAGCUCCAGCACCGACUCCUGCCCUGCUGCUGACAACAGCCUCAAUGAGAUCCUGGAAUCACAGGCGCUGGAGGUGCAGGAUGAUCCCGGCAGAGGCAGCCCCAAGAAGCCCAAGUCCCGCCUGAUAACGAGCGGCUGCAAGGUGAAGCCCUAUGAGACACAGCCCCUGGUCCUGGAUGCUGGUGCUCAGGAUGAAGGAGCGCUGAUCCCAGAAAUCCCGGAUAUUGCCAAUCGGGAUGGACGAGCCACUGAUGAGGAGAAGCUGGCCUGUACCACUGGCCAGAAACCUGGGCUGGAGAAGAAGGCUGAGCCCGAAGAUGACCUGGAGUACUUUGAGUGCUCCAAUGUCCCUGUGCCGGCCGGGAAGCACAGCACGGAGCCAGGCUUUGAAAAGGAGAUCUCCAAGCAGAUGGAAAAGGACAUCUUCCCUCAGGGCAAUCCCGGGCUGUGCUCCAUGGACAAGUCCCCCUCAUCCAUCAGCAGCCUGAGCAGGAGCGAGAGUCCCUUGGACAGCAUCUGCCUCAGUGAGUGCGAGAAGACGGCUGUGCUCACGCUCAUCCGAGAGGAGAUAAUCACCAAGGAGAUCGAGGCAAGCGAGUGGAAGAAGAAGUAUGAAGAGAGCCGCCAGGAAGUGCUGGAGAUGCGGAAAAUCGUGGCUGAGUAUGAGAAGACCAUUGCCCAGAUGAUAGAGGAUGAGCAGAGGACGAGCAUGACGUCCCAGAAGAACCUGCAGCAGCUCACCAUGGAAAAGGAGCAGGCGCUGGCAGACCUGAACUCGGUGGAGAGAUCCCUAUCGGAUCUCUUUAGGAGAUACGAGAACCUGAAGGGUGUCCUGGAAGGCUUCAAGAAGAAUGAGGAAGCUCUCAAGAAGUGUGCUCAAGACUAUUUAACCCGGGUCAAGCAGGAGGAGCAGCGGUACCAGGCCCUGAAGGUGCAUGCAGAGGAGAAGCUGGACAAAGCCAACGAGGAGAUCGCCCAAGUGCGUGCCAAGGCCAAGGCAGAGAGCACAGCACUGCAUGCGGGGCUGCGCAAGGAGCAGAUGAAGGUUGAGUCCUUGGAGAGAGCCCUGCAGCAGAAGAACCAGGAGAUUGAGGAGCUGACCAAGAUCUGCGAUGAGCUGAUAGCCAAGCUGGGCAAGACGGACUGAGCCCCAUCACCCAUCGCCCAGCACUCUGCACUUGGCCGCUUUCCUCCUAACGUGCAGCACUUUGCCUUACCCCAGGACCCCAGCACAGAGCACAGCAUCCUGCUGCCUGCUCCCGGUAUCCCAGGGUGCUGGGACCAGGAUCCCUGCAGCCAGGCUGUGUGUCCCUCUGCAUCGAUGCCACCUCUCAACUGGGAGGUGGGAUCCCCCCUUUUGUCUGGGUCUGGUUGUGCCCCUACACACUUGUCACUUACUGUCCCCUCCUGCUCCAGGCUGACCCCAUGAGGUCCUGCCAUGGGAUGUGGGUGAUGCCGAGGUUGGAGCUGCUGGUCCUUGUGCUAGGGAGGGGACCAUGCACAUGGGUGCAUGGCUGGGGAGAGGCAGCAAAGGGGAGCCUUAGGUUUGGGGCCACCAGUGUGAUCCUUUGGCCAAAGCAGCCUCUCAUGAGGUCAGUUGGUUUUGGGGCUCAGGGGACUGGUCCCAGUCUCUGGUCCAUAGGUGGAAGGCAGCACAGAGCAUCCUCAUCCCUGGCUGUGCCAAUGGAACCCAAUGUCUCUGCAUUCGUGCACUUUAUUAGCAUUUAUGAGCACUGAGGCUCUCUGCUCACCUCUUCCAGGCAGGCACGGUCCUGUUGCACAUCCCCUUCCCUUUGGAGCACGGAUACAGCCACUUCACCUGCAGGAACCUGAGUCCUCUCAUAGGAGAUCCCAGCCAAGGGGAGGGCAGGAGGCUCCUGCACUGGGAGCUGUUUGAGAUAUGGGGAGAUGCUGGUUCUGCAGGGCUGGGGCUUGUCCAUUUGCCUGCCCCACGGUCAGUGCCCUUCACAGUGCUAAAGCCAAGCCCCAUUCCCUUGUCUCCCCAUGCUGGGAUGGAUGCUACAGGAGGGAAUUGCUUCCUGAUUGAGCUGACUUAAGGCUCUUUCCCCAUCAGUGCAGAACAGAGCAGCCCUGCCCGGCUCUUUGCUGCUCUCAGCACUGAAUGUGAAGGGAACCAGACAAAAGCCAGCCUGGACAGGCACAGGCAGGUCCGGGCGGCAGUGAAAUUCCCUUUGGAAUCUAUGGAUGCAGCCCAAGAUCUGCUUUUCCAUGCAGGCAAGGUGCCCGUUCCGCCUCGGAGUCCAUGUCAAUGGACAUGCAAACCUCUGAGGAUGUGCUGGGAAUCAGGGGGGCUCCUCAAGAUCUGGGGUUCCAUAGGGUGCUGUGGGUCAGUGCAGAAGCAUCCCUGCAGAAGGCGGAUGGAUGGGAUCAGGCAAUAGCUGCAGUGGGAAAGGGAGGAUUCUAUUGCCUUGAGCAGGGAGUCAUAAAGCAUCACAUAAGGGAAGUGUUUGCUCUUUGGACUGUUUCCUACCCAGCCGAUUGAAGACUUCCACAAACCUUUUUGCUGCUACCUUUUUGUAAGAGAAUUGAGCUGUUUUCCUUCUAUUUUCUAACCCCCAUGGUGCGCACGCAGUGUUUAACAGAGCCAUGCACUUGGUUAUAUUUUAGUAGCUAUAUGAUGUAUAGAGAGAGUUUAUCAUGCACUUACACAGAUGAAGAUGCCAGCAGCCCUAGCACGCAGAGUCCAGGCCUGUUCCCUGUGCUCCCAGUUAUCCCAGUGACAGAGGUGGGGAAGCUGAUGGCUGACACCAUCCAUGGCGUUGUGCUGAAUAUUUGCCCCUUUGCACAGCAAGGAAAACCCCUUUUUCUGCUCUUUUUGCCCCUUUUUGUCCUCCCCACACAUCCAUGGGCUGGCAGGAGAGCCUCUGGCAGAUGAUGGGCAAGGAUGAUUCCUGUUUGGGCAGUCAGUGCCAGCCUCAGCCCACUGGAGCAUCACUCCCCUUCCCUCUUGUAUCAUCAGCAUUAGGGGUAUGCAGACUACAGCUCUCCUCCCAUGUCCCACUCCAGAACAGCAUUCCCACCUGGAUGUGUGACCCUUUGGACCUCCUGGGGGUCUGUGCAGGUGAAUUGACCCCCUCGAGACCAGGAAUUUCUUAGGGAGUUGGGUUUUGCUCUUUGCAGCAUCCUCCCCAUCUGCUUCCCAGCCUCUCCCGGUCCCACUCGCUGCCUCUGUCACCCCAGUGCUGCUGCAUCCCUGCGCCUGUCAGCAUGCACUUCCAGUCUGGGCAAAAGAAGAUUCCUAAGGAAUGAUUUAUUAACUAUAAUAUGGUUAUAGUUACAUAUAUAUAUAUAAGUAUAUAUGGUUAUAGUUCUAUAUAAUAGGAGGCGUGUGUUUGUAGCUGCAAGCAGGCAGGACUGUUGCAUCCCGGAUGCUGCUCUCAGGAGCCAGCAGUGGGGCUGUGCAUGGGGCUGGCUUAGCCCUGGAGCCAUUUGGAUACCACGUUCCAGUCAGGAUGCAUCCCGGUUUGGGGAACACUGUGGGUCCCCAUGCUUGGGGUCCAGCAUCGUGGUGUUUGUCAUCAUCUGCUUGCAGUAGAGGUGAAAUCCCUGUAUCCAGCAAAGUGCCGAUGAGGAACUGCCCUGACUUUAGAUGGCUCCCCCAAGGCAGGCGCUUCCCUGCCCUGACCCCAAUCGCUUCCCACCACGUGUGUAAGUGCCAUUGCCAUCGGUUUUAUAUGUCCAAUGAGUUCCCUUUUCUAUGUCAGGUAAAUAUUUGUAAGAGUUCUAAUCCCACAAAUGAGAUUAUUCUAACGAUUACUAAUAUAUUUUUGUUGCCAUGUUUCAUUGCCUGAAUAAAACCCGUGUUUAUCACUUGAAA